CUUAAACUGCAAGGCUCACUCUUUGCUCGCCUCCAAUAAUUCUGCCAUUGUAUAUUUUGCUGGUCAUCGUCGCUUGCCACUUCCAGUCAAGUCGUCGGACUGCCUGUCUUUCAGGCUCAAUUUUCAGCCACAAUAUUCAACCAGAAUUUUAUGCGUAUGGACAUAGCUAGGGAUGGAGUGCUAGCAAGCCGCAUAAAGUUUCAACGCUGAACCCCUAGGCCCUUCCAGCGGGGAUGGGGAAUUGUUUGAGCAGCGGUGGAAAUGAAAGGAAGCAGCAGGAGGUGCCGGCAAAUGGAGUUGCGGCAAAGUACGUCGCGGCGGAAGGGGCGAGUGGUGUGGACGAGAAGCCGAAGACGACGUUUGAUGCCUCCCAAGCAGCUCAGGAGCAGAAGGCCGCGCCCGACAAGGAGUAUUUCUCCCCGUUUCAAAGCAGCAGCGUGUCGGAUGCCACGUCCACGCAGCCUAGCGCAGCGGGCCCGUUUACCACAGUGGAAAGCAACGUUCCGCCCAGCGUGCGCUCCGGCAAGGAUGUGUUAUCAGGCGACUUAGUAGCAGAUCCUCCGAAAAGGCCGGGACGAGUGGCGGAUAUGCCAACGCUGCCCUCGCUCACCUCGCUGAACACCUGUGUCAAGGUGGUGCCUCCGCCCCCGCCGGCGCAGCUGCAGCAACAGCAGUCGGAGGGCGCUGGAGAGUCUAAAACGCUGUACAGGGAGGUGGACGACGAUGAGGGGGCAGAGGAAAUCACGUGCUACCAGGGGGGCUGUUGCGGCCCGGUGACCCGCAAGGAGAUCAGUUUUGCAAACUGCAGAAUGGACAGCGGGGCGUUGCGGCAGGGGCAGUUGGGCAUGCCCCACGACGUCGUACAGUACGGCGCGCCGCGGCCUGCCAACGAGGAGGGCCGCAUGGCCACGGUGCGCGCACUGCGCAACAUGCAAAUCACCGAAUGCCCCGAGCUCGACCUCAUUUGCAAGGUGGUGUGCCGCGUGUGGAACGCACCGGCCGCCUGCAUCACAUUGCUGGACAGCGACCACGUUUUCAUCUGCAGCGGCGAGGGCGGCUUCAGCGCGUGCCACCGGCCCUGGGCCAUCGCCAUGUGCCCCUGGAUGCUGCUGACCCCCAACCCCACAGCCAUGGCCAUCAACGACCUCAAGGAGGACGCGCGCUUCAGCAAGUCGCUGCACGUGUCCGGCGGCACCCGCUCCUACCUGACCUCGCCGCUGGUGGCCAGCAACGGACACCGCCUGGGCGCCAUCUGCUUCACAGACACCAAGCCGCGCAGGUUCGACGCGGGCGACUGCCGCAUGAUGAACAACUUUGCGGAGCUGGCCAUCCGCGCCCUGGAGUCGCACUUGGAGGUGUCCCGCCGUCUGGGCGUGCCGUCAGUCAAGCUGCGCAUGACCAAGUCCGGCCGCGGCGUCGGCACGCACGGCUCCGCGGCGCAGGCCUCCAACUCGGUCCUGUCGGGCGGCGGCGAGGCGUCGGCCGACGGCGUGGGGCUCAAGGGGCCGCUGUUGGACACGGACGACGGCGAGCUCAUGGAGGAGUUCCGCACCCGCGUUCGCGACCUGGCGGAGGUGGACGAGACGGUGGUGCUGCUGGUGGACACGCGCUCGCCGGGCUGGACGGUGCUGUACACCUCCACCGGCUUCGAGGCGCUCACUGGGGUGCCGCGAGAGGCGGCGCUGGGAGCUACACUCAAUGAGAUCAUGGCGCACGUCAGCGGCGACCCUCGAGUGGUGUGGGAGGGCGUGGAGCGCGAGGCCACGGCCGGCAAGCCCUUCGUCACGCCGCGGGUGUACUGCAAGGGCUCCCCCGCCACCACCUUCUACCUGUCCUUCCGCCCCGCCGCCACCGACGACCUGGACGACCAGACCGUCACGCUGGGGGUGCCCGCAGCCGUGCCGCAGGCCGCCUCCGCCUCCACCAGCCGCCUGUUCUUCGCGCGACUGCACACCACCCCCGACGCGCCCGCCAACAGCCGCGAUCAGUCCCGCGCGCUGACGCCCAUCCUCACCACCGGCCGCCGCCUGCCGCCCUCCAUCGCCAUUAACCCGGUGCACGGCCUCACAGACCUGUUCCAGGACCUUGUUGUGGGCCAGGUGCUGGGCCAGGGCAGCUACGGCACCGUGUAUCACGGCAGGUGGCACGGCGUGGACGUGGCCAUCAAGGUCCAGGACAUGCACAUUCGCUCUAAUGAGGAGCGCCUACGUGCCGAGUUCGAGGUGGGGCUGGGGCAGCGGCUGCACCACGUCAAUGUGGUCCACACGCUGGCGCACGCCUCGGCGUUGCUCGAACGCUCGCAGGACUCGGCCCUGAUGGCGAGCGGCUCCAGCAGCAAUUGGAACGCCGGCCUGCCCAUGUUCCCCAUGGGCAUGGUGCCCAUGGGUGACUUCGGGCCGCUGGUGGGGCCGGGCUUCUUCGCCUCCUCCGCCUCCAACGCCCGUGCGGAGCGUGAGGGCUCCCCCAUGCUGCAGCACGGCGCCAGCGGCGUGCACACCACCGCAGCCAACGCAGGCGCCGAGCCCGGGCCGGCCUUCAUUCCCUUCUUUGCAGCGGACGACUCGGCCGCGGCCGCCACGGCAGCGGCGGCGGCUGCUGCUGCUGCCGCCGCGGCGGCGGCGAGUGCCUCGCACAGCGGCCCCAGCGCGCGGGCGCAGUCAGCGGCGCACGGCUCCGACCGCACGUCUGUGUCGCAGCUGCCCUCGCCCUCGCCGCCCUCUUCCUCACCGCCGCUGUCGCUGCUCAAGACGUACACCUCGGCCGGCGGCAGCAUCGCGCUGCCCAUCGUGUCUGGGGCCAACAGCAACAUGGUCCGCGUGGCGCUUCCGUCUGGUGCGCAGGUGCCCAUGCUUCGACACCAAGCCCGCACGGCGGAGUUCGGUGGCAACAGCAGCUCGGCCGCGGUCAGGCCGCUGCCGCCAAAGUCCGCCACCGCCGCCGCCGUCGGCGGGCCGCCGACCGCUGCCGAGGUGGCGGCGCUGGCGGCGGCGCUGGCCGCGCACGGCUCGUCGAUUGGCGGCGGCAGCAGCGGCGCCAACCGCUCGCCGUCCGAAUCCGCGGGCAUGGCCGCAGCCUCGGCAGCCAUGGCAUCGGCGGCGGCGAACGGCUCGACGCUAGGGUCGCGGACAACGUCGGGGCUGAUGGCGCCGGGCAGCGGCCUGGCGGCGGCGGCGUCGGGGCCGCCGACGGCGCCCACGUCGGGCCUGGUGGACAGCGCGACGGUGGCUCUGCUGACCUCGCGCGGCUUCGGUGGCGUGACGCGGUCGGGCUCCUUCACGCGCCCCAUGUCCUCUCGUGCGCCCAUGCUGCACACCAUGGAGGAGGAGACGGAGGCGGGCGAGGUGACGGCGGGCUUCAACAUCCAGCACGACAGCGCCGCCGCCAACGCCAGGGAGAUGGAGCCGUCGACGGCAACCGGCGACAUGCGGGACACAGUUGAUGAGGAGGAGUUCGGCAUGUCGCCCUUCGUGGUCGCCGGCGGCAACGCCGAAUGCGUGACUGCCAACGCCAACGUCCUCUCCACCGACGCGGCGACGCCGCUGUCAACGGCUGGCUGCGGCCUGGGGCCGGACGGCAGCAACUGCCGCCGCCAGGGCGACGCCGCCGGCAGGUUCGACUUCGGCACCGCCGCGGGCGCCGGCGACGGCUCAGUUGCGGUGCCUGCGCACACGCCGUGUUGGCAGCAGGUCGGCCCAGCCGCCGGCGGCGUGGCGGGGGCUGCGGCCGCGGCCGGCGGCGGCGGCGACGCCUGCACGAGCGGCGCGGUGGCUCGGAAGACGACGGCCAACGUGGCUGGGCCGAUCGAGGCGGACCUGUCGGGCCUGACCUACCCCAUCGACGUGCGGCUGUGGAUGGUUCUGGAGUUCAUGGACAAGGGCAGCUUGCAGGACGCCAUUGACCGCGGCUGGCUCCGUGAGGGUCGCACCGCUGACCACGCGCCCGACUACCCGGCUGUGCUGGCCACGCUGUCCGAGAUCGCCGCCUCGCUAGCCUACAUCCACUCCCACGACGUCGUGCAUGGAGACCUGUCGGCCGUCAACGUGCUGCUGCAGUCGGUGCACCGGCAGGGCGGCGACGGCGACGCCGACGGCGGCAUGGUGGACUGUGCGGGCCGCGGCUUUGUGGCUAAGAUCAGCGACUUUGGUCUGUCCAUGCAGCUCAUGGGGCCAGACCAGGCCAUAAAGACCGCGGCGUACGGCACCAUCACACACAUGGCGCCCGAGGUGCUGCGCAACAGCGCGCUGUCCAAGUCUGCGGACGUGUACUCCAUCGGCGUUCUGCUGUGGCAGAUGGUCACCGGCAGCCGGCCCUGGGCGGGCCUGUCGCACCUGCAGGUGUCGGUGGAGGUGGGUCAGAACAACAAGCAGCUGCAGUGGCCGCGCGGCGUACACGCCGGCGUGCAGUCGCUGGGGCAGCGCAUGCUGGCGACGCGGCCGGAGCAACGGCCCACCGCGGCGCAGGUGGCGGCGGAGGUGGCGGUGCUGCUGCAGCAGGUGCCGCAGUACGCGUAGGCAGAGUGGGCAGAGUGGGCAGGUGGGCCAGCAGGCGCCAACAAGGAACGCGGAGGCCGCAGCGCGCCCGGGCGCGGGCGCGAGCGGCGGAAGGUGCAGGCGGGGGCGGGGAUGCAGGAGUUGAGGUCGGGACAGGAGCGGCAGGAUUCAAGCUGCGCGGAGGGCAGCCGGCCGAACACGAGGGAGGCAGCUGCGGGAGACGUGGGGCAGGCGCACACGGGCAGGACAUGUCGGGGAGUUGCGCGCAUCUCUGCGUCGCUGACGUCGAAAUUGGGAAUUGCUGCAGGGCAGUGGCUUUGCUGGUUGUUGCUGGCGUGCAGUGGGCGGUUGGGUGCACUGCAUAGAGGAGUUGGAAGUGUUGGGCGUACAGGGUACCGGUAGCAGGUGUGAAGGGCCCGCACAUCUGGGUAUGCACACAUUGGGGUCCAUGGGUGCAGCUUGGUGCAGGCGGGCGCAUUAGGGUAAGUACGGCUGUGUCGGGGAUGGCGGUUGUGCACACAUGGCCUAAUGCACUACGGCGCGGCGUGUGAGCGCGUGCGGCCUCGCAGGGCAGUGCGAUUGGCGCCGCCGGCGCCGGGAGGUCCGGCUUUCCUUCCUAGAUGCAUCUAUUUCAUGCAUGGAAAGCACGCACGGUACUUUUCGUCCAAAGUAAUAAUGCAACAAUUGUAUUUGCGCGAGCUGACGGCGCUUGCUCGCGCUUGUUUCAUUUGGUUGUUGCGGGUGCAGGGAGAAUGCCGUGGUUGAGGUCCACGUAGAUUGGGAAUUGGGAAUGAUGACAUGAGGUGCACGAUCCAUGAAGCAGUAGCAGGUUUGCUGGACACGGCGGAUGGAAUGCUUCCAUGGCAAGGCAAGGCGAGGCGCUUAACCCGUGUUGAACCCUAAGUUGGACUGGCAGGAAUUCAUGGAAUUGACUGGGCCGGUGGGCGUGGGGCCUGGGGCACCAAGCCCCCAGAGCGAGGUCCUCAGCAUAGGUUGCAAGCCUGCAAGGGGUGCGCUCAAGAGGGGCCGGCUCUUGGGGGGUGACGCUGCAAUGGUGCGCAUAGGCGCCGGUAUGAGCGCAUGGCGCGCCAGAUUGGGUUCCCGGGCUUUCAUGUGCAUGUGUAUGCGCGUGCGCUUUUCCCGUUAUGUGCGUUGACGUGCCUGCAGUGUGCCAGGUAGCGUUGAGGAGCUACCGGAUGUUGAAGGCCCCGCUGUAGUUUCAAGUACACAAAGUAUUGAUUGUAGGGAAGGUCGGCGCGGCGCGUGCUUGCGCCUGCGCGGAGAUUCUUCACGAAUAUCACGAUAUGUUGACGGGCAUGCUAUGCUGCAAGUAGUGGCCUUACUGUAUGCAUGGCUGUGCCGGGUCAUCCAAGUGGCGCGCGUCCAACUUCAGAGGAGGGCGUGCGAUGGGGGCUUCAUUGGCUGAUUUGGGUUUACGUGGAGAGGGGCAACCCGGAGAUUGUGCCUGGACGGUCGGCAGGCAGCCAUAUUGUGGGCGGUAGCAAGCGGUUUGGCCGGGCGCGCACGUAUGCCAUGACGCAUGAGCGCCUGGAAAGUGGGCUUUACGGGUGCCGAUACUGCAGCUAGGCUUGCCGGUGUUGUGGUCAUGGCCUGCAGUUGGCCAGCCAACCGCCAGCCAAGCACGGGGCAUCACAGGCGUCGCGUCACGUGGCCCAGCCGGUUGCAGCGGGCUAGCUGCAGGCUAGCUCGCUGGCUGGCUGCCCAGCCCUGCCCUGGGUACGAAGCUGUAACGUCACCGCAGU
Chlamydomonas reinhardtii is the source of this 6253-nucleotide messenger RNA. RefSeq lists its product as uncharacterized. Bases 234 to 4511 code for a protein of 1425 amino acids. Gene Ontology annotation, biological process: protein phosphorylation. The transcript is spliced from 22 exons. Gene Ontology annotation, molecular function: protein kinase activity; ATP binding; protein binding. Lineage: Eukaryota; Viridiplantae; Chlorophyta; Chlorophyceae; Chlamydomonadales; Chlamydomonadaceae. The record is from RefSeq and is a predicted model, not a curated record.